Helobdella robusta is the source of this 792-nucleotide messenger RNA. RefSeq lists its product as hypothetical. The transcript has 3 exons. Lineage: Eukaryota; Metazoa; Annelida; Clitellata; Rhynchobdellida; Glossiphoniidae. The annotation marks the transcript as partial. The record is from RefSeq and is a predicted model, not a curated record. Gene Ontology annotation, molecular function: protein binding.
AUGGAUAAUUUGCAGAUUUUAGAUUUAGAAAGUAAUUUGCUUUCUUCCUUGCCCGGUCCAGCUUUUAAACAUUUGAAAUCAUUGCGAAUCCUAACCGUCAACAACAAUCCUAUAACGCACCUUGGAAAAAACGAUUUCAAGUAUCUAUCCUCAAUAGAGACUUUGAAAUUUGAAAAUUGUCAAAUAAAAAAUAUUGAACCAUCUUCAUUUCGUCCAAUGAAUCGUCUGUAUGAAUUGAACUUGGCCAACAAUCAGCUUCGUCAUCUUCAUUAUCAAAUCAAAAAAUCUUUCAGCAGAUUAACAGUUUUGCGGCUGUACAACAAUCAGUGGAAAUGUGAUUGCCACUUACGCUGGCUAAGGAUCAGUCUUCAAUCUAUCCCAAACUGGGAUUUUGGAUCAAAUUCGCCAAUCUGCGAAUCUCCAAACAACUUACGAGGAGUCAGCUGGAAGAAUGUUGCUCCUGACAAAUUCGCUUGUUCAAGUACCAUUCAAGUACCAAGCGCAACAAGCGUGGAGGUGGUUCUGGGAUCAAACGCCACGUUGAAAUGUACAGCAUGGGGCGAUCCCGCUCCAAUUGUCACCUGGUUCAUGAAAAAUGAACAGCUAAAUGAAAACUACAAUAACGUUUUCGAUGUUAAUGAGGGAGAAAUUGACGAAUUGAAUUCGGAAACUGGAAGCAGCGUGGAAUCUGUUUUGCACGUGCUUUCGGCUAAAAAAUCUGAUGCCGGUAGCUACAUGUGUUUAGCUGAAAAUUUAGCUGGAAAAUCAGAAGUCAUGUAUAACUUAUUAGUU